Exophiala xenobiotica is the source of this 1931-nucleotide messenger RNA. RefSeq lists its product as uncharacterized. The record is from RefSeq and is a predicted model, not a curated record. Gene Ontology annotation, cellular component: fungal-type vacuole membrane. Gene Ontology annotation, biological process: transmembrane transport. NCBI's taxonomy places the organism in Eukaryota, Fungi, Ascomycota, Eurotiomycetes, Chaetothyriales, Herpotrichiellaceae. Gene Ontology annotation, molecular function: transmembrane transporter activity. The transcript is spliced from 3 exons. Bases 60 to 1787 code for a protein of 575 amino acids.
CAGACCUGCGAUAUGACUCUUUCCUCCUCGAUUAUCUGCCAAGUCGGUCUACCCAGACCAUGUCGACGAUCCUGCGGCCGAUUAAAUGGUUUUAUCAUGAAUUCGGAAUCGUCUCGAUCCAUGAGACUGGUCGAAAUGCCUACUUCAUCAUCUUGGCAAGGACUUGCCGCAUGUUUGCCUAUGGCACGAAUUCGCUGAUCCUCGCGAUCUUUUUCUCGGCGCUGAAAUACACGGACCACCAGAUCGGGCUGUUCAUGACCCUGACGCUGCUGGGCGAUGUCUUGCUAGGUACCUUUCUCACGCUGGUCGCCGACCGCGUGGGUCGGCGCAAGGUGUUGAUGGGAGGCUCGCUUCUCAUGGUGUUGACGGGCUUCAUCUUUGCGAUAUUCGAGAAUUUUUGGAUCCUAUUGCUGGCCGCGAUAUUGGGAGUGGUCAGUGUGACAGGGAGCGAUUUUGGGCCGUUUCGGAGUAUCGAGGAAUCCAUGCUCUCGCAACUGACGACACCUUCCUCGAGGGCCGAUGUCCUGGCGUGGUACGUCACCACCUCGACGCUUGGAUCCAGCAUCGGCAGCGAAGUAUCGGGCAGGAUAAUCCAUUUCCUGGAAGGACGUGACGGGUGGACGUCGGUUGAUGCCUAUCACGCCUUGUUCUGGGUCUACACGGCCAUGGGUCUGGUCAAUGCGGUCUUGGUCCUGCCGCUGACGGAGGACUGCGAGCUGCAGACCACGGCGGCGGACACGUACGUGGAGCUUGCGCAAGACGAGGGACCAAAUGUCGAGGCAAUGGAGGAGCAGCAGCAGCGACAACGACACGACGGUCAGGUUGGCGUUCGCGUUCCCAUUGCCGUUCCCGACAUCGAGUCCACAGCAGCAGCUCGAUCCGCACCUGCUGCUAGUAGCUGGCCGGCAAGGAUUGGAUCGUGGUUCGCGCACCGGCUGGCUCAGAUCUCGGCGCCGACCAGGGCGGUCAUGUACAAGCUAUGGUUCCUGCUGACGAUCGACUCGCUGGCCGACGGCAUGGUGCCGUACUCGCUGACCAACUACUACUUGGACAUCAAGUUCCACCCGGCCAAGUCGGCGCUGGGCGAUGUCACGUCGGUGAGCUACUUUCUGGGCGCUGUGGGCGCGGUCUUUGCAGGCCCGCUCGCGCGCAAGAUCGGGUUGAUCAACACCAUGGUUUUCAGUCAUGUGCCGUCGUCGGCGGCUGUCUUGUUGUUCCCGUUCCCGCCGGCCUUUUGGCUCACCGCGGGGCUUUUGCUGGUCAGGGCCGGUUUGAAUAACAUGGACCAAGCGCCUCGGUCGGCGUUCAUCGCCGCCGUGGUGAAACCCGAAGAGAGGACGGCCGUCAUGGGCAUCACGGCCAUGAUAAGGACGCUGGCCGCCAUGGCGGGACCGACGGUGACGGGCGCCUUGGCCGCGGACAAACACUUCUGGAUCGCCUUUGUCGUCGCGGGCGUGUGUCGGCUGGCGUACGAUUUCGGCCUGUAUGCCAUGUUUGUCAAUAUGAAGCUGCACCAGCACGAGGACGACAACAAGCUUCAGCCUCGGCCUCUUGCUGGGCUGGCUGGGCAGCCGAAUGGCCUUGGCCGGCGCGACGAGGAGGAAGGUAUGCACAUGGAGAUGGAGAGCUUUGCUGACUGUGACUCUCACUCGGCGCGGAACAGUACGGAAAUGGUCGACGAGACCAAGUUGGAGGAAAGUACGGGGAAUGGUGGUCUCCAGUUGCCCGUCACGGGAAUUGAAAGGGUCCGGAGCAGAAGUCCACAUCGAUCGACAGCGAUGGAUUGAGUAUACUAGGGUUGCAUUGGACUAUCCUCACAACGUGCCUACCUACGUGGCCCCAUCGUGGCUCGCACUCUAGGUUACAACGUUCUAUGAAUCUUUGUCUUUGAGUCUUCCAUAGACAUUCACACUCCAAGCCAUUCAAGAGCC